Molecule: messenger RNA, 1038 nt
Organism: Hipposideros armiger (great roundleaf bat)
Lineage: Eukaryota; Metazoa; Chordata; Mammalia; Chiroptera; Hipposideridae
Product: melanoma-associated antigen B16
Exons: 1
Coding region: 1-1038 (345 amino acids)
Biological process (GO): negative regulation of transcription by RNA polymerase II
Cellular component (GO): nucleus
Source: RefSeq, a predicted model, not a curated record
AUGUCUUUUCGUCAGAAGAAUCUGCAGUGCUCACCUCAACAAUCCCUUCGGUCCCACAGUGAGAUGCUGGGCCUGGAGACUGCACAGCUCUCCGAGGCCCUGGAGGAGACCCAUCUCUCCUCGCAUCCCCCAAUGCCUGGCAAUUCAAAGGGGGCUCCCGAUGCUGGCAUACCUAGAGCUCCUGACGAUGCUCAGAGUUUCUACUCAUCUUCCACUGCCGUCAGAGCCACCUCAUCAAGCAAAUCAUAUACAGGCUCCAGUAACCAAGAGGAGGAAGAUAGCGCCUUACAGGCUGGGCCAGACCCCAGGAAUGUGCCCAGGAAUGCUCUAGAUAAGAAUGUGGCCUUGUUGGUGAAUUACAUGCUGCUCAAGUAUCAAAGGAGAGAGCCAGUAACCAAGGCAGCUAUGUUGAAGAAGGUCACGAAGGGGUACAAACACCACUUCGUUGAGAUCCUCCAGAGAGCCUCUGAGCGCCUGGAAAUAGUCUUUGGCCUUGAUAUGAAAGAAGUGGAUCCCAUCAACCACUACUAUGGUCUCCUCAUCAAGAUUGGCCUCACCUAUGAUGGGAUGCAGCAUGGUGAAAAGGGCGUGCCCAAGACCGGCAUCCUGAUACUCAUCUUGGGUGUGAUCUUCAUGAAUGGCAACCGUGCCACUGAGGAGAAAAUCUGGGAAUUUCUAAAUUUGUCAGGGCUGUAUCCUGGGAAGAAGCACUUCAUCUUCGGCGAGCCCAGGGAGCUCAUCACCAAAGUAUUUGUGAAGGAAAAAUACCUGCAGUACCAGCAAGUGGCCGACAGUGAUCCUGCGGAAUUUGAAUUUCUGUGGGGCCCGAGAGCCCACGCUGAAACCAGCAAGAUGCAAGUCCUGGAGUUCCUGGCCAAGAUUCAUGAGACUGACCCAAGUUCUUUCCCAUCGCAGUAUGAGGAGGCUUUGCAAGAUGAAGAAGAGAGGGCCCAUGCCAGAAUUUCAGCCAGGGCUGUCUCUACCUCCGUGGCCGCUGCCAGUUUUCACACCAAGCCUAGCAGCGGCUCCCACACUUAG